AUCGAUAGCGCCACGGAAUUUUAUCCACCUCUAUUGUUUUGUUUAUAUUAAAUUUACAAUUUUAUGAAAUAACAAAAGAAUAACAAUAAUACAUAUAUGCACGACUUACAAAUCGUAGCACAUCAUAGAGGGCUUAUCAAAAGUUUAUGUUUAGCUAAAUCCAAAUCAUGUCGUUGCCGGCUAAAAUUACAUUGGGAGUAGCAAUUGGUAUUUCUAGCGCCAUUAUAGGUUAUGUUCAUUAUAAACAGUCCGAGGACCGACUAAAGCUACACCAAGGUGUAAUACGCGAUGUGGAACAGCAGCAACGACGCAAACAUGAAAACAGAUAUACACUGCAACAGCAGAUUGACAUAACAAAGCAGCUGAAAGCGAUGGAAUCCAAGACAGAGGAUGGUCCCAAGAAACCCGAAAAACUUGACUCGAUUGUUGUACAGCCCCCAGAAUAAGAAUAAAGUUAUUUAUCAUUCAUAUAGUUGAAUGUAAAUUUUAGUAUUAGAGGUGUAAGCCAAUUAAUGAAAGAAAAUUAAUAUUUAAUGACUGCCUUUUUUAAGAUUGUUAAAGAUAUAGAAGAGAGCGCUGUUUAUAUAAAGUUAAUGCCUUAGUAUCAGCAAAAAUGUAUCUUUAAAUUCAGGUAACGCAACCAACAGAUGCAACAGUUUGCAAGGUUAAAUGUUCAUUGCAGGUGAACUUUCUGAACUGUUUCUUCCAUAUAUACAGCUGAUAUAAAGUCCAUUACAAAAGUUAAAAAUUACAAGAAAUUAAUAAUCAAAAGAAAGCAAAAGUUUUACAGUUGCAAAACAUUUGACUGUUUGGUCACACUUAAUUUUAAGGUAUCUUUCAAUCGAGUAUCUAUUGCUUUCGAAGUUGUAUCUUUUAGGUGUAAAUCUGUAUAAUUAUUACUCAAUUUUAUUAUUACGAAUGUGUGUAUAAGUAAUUACAAUUCUAAUGGGCGCUCGAUAAAGUAACUCACAUAGUGUAUUUUUUCGGGUGGUUUGUACAAUACAAAUAUAUGAUGUGGUGUGGAGGACACCCCUUCUUUCUUUCUCUAAAUCAUAUAAUAUAUAUAUAAAAACAAAA
Drosophila sulfurigaster albostrigata is the source of this 1077-nucleotide messenger RNA. RefSeq names its product protein PET117 homolog, mitochondrial. Gene Ontology annotation, cellular component: mitochondrion. The coding region runs from base 168 to 446 and encodes 92 amino acids. The transcript has 3 exons. Gene Ontology annotation, biological process: mitochondrial respiratory chain complex IV assembly. NCBI's taxonomy places the organism in Eukaryota, Metazoa, Arthropoda, Insecta, Diptera, Drosophilidae. The record is from RefSeq and is a predicted model, not a curated record.